Messenger RNA from Impatiens glandulifera, 2599 nucleotides. Its product is annotated as probable methyltransferase PMT5. The transcript is spliced from 10 exons. The record is from RefSeq and is a predicted model, not a curated record. NCBI's taxonomy places the organism in Eukaryota, Viridiplantae, Streptophyta, Magnoliopsida, Ericales, Balsaminaceae. Bases 378 to 2234 code for a protein of 618 amino acids. Gene Ontology annotation, cellular component: cytoplasm. Gene Ontology annotation, molecular function: methyltransferase activity.
CCAUAUCAUUCUCCUCUCUCUCUCUAAGAAUAUAUUUCCACACUCUCUCUCUUCGUUGUCAAUGGCGAAUCGCAGCUCAUCUUCAUAGUCAUCUUCCAAUUGUCUGACCACAAAUCUCAACUUGAAUUUGCCUACUUCUGAUUGAUCUGGAAGCGGAGAAGUAACCGAUUUAAUUGGAAAGGACAAUUUUGAUGAAUCUGAGUGUAUUCAUCAUGAUCUGAAUUUAAGGAUGAGCGAUCUACAUAUUUUUUGUUUGUGGAGGAAGCUUAGCUUGAGGUUGCUUUGCUGACUUGUGGAAGAAUCAUUGGAGUGUUGAAAUUCUUACUAGAAUAGGUUAUGAUUCUUAGUUGGAUUGCUUCUUACUGAAGAAUUUGGAUAUGAGAAGCUCCUGGUUCAGCAAACUCUCUCUUAUCCUCGGUCCUAGACCGCCGCUCAAUUGGUUGCUAUUGUGUCUGAUUAGCAUUCUAGUACUAAUUGCUUUGUUGGGAUCAUCUUCCUCGAGUACCUUUGAUUCUAUAACUUCCAAUCUCAAGCCAGAUACUUAUACAAACUAUAGAAGGUUGAAGGAGCAGACAACUGAUUACUUGGAAUUGAAGUCACUAUCUGUAGGAACUGUUGGUUUAAGUGAGCUUCCUUUUUGUGGUAAAGAAAGGGAAAACUAUGUACCUUGCUACAAUGUAACUGCAAAUUUGUUAGCUGGAUACGAUAACGGAGAUGAGUUUGAUAGGCAUUGUGACGUGUCCCGUGAUCAACAAUAUUGUUUGGUUCAUCCUCCAAAGGACUAUAAAAUCCCUUUGAGGUGGCCAACAGGCAAGGAUGUGAUCUGGAGUGGAAAUGUAAAGAUUAGUAAAGAUCAGUUCCUUUCUUCUGGUAGCAUGACUAAAAGAUUAAUGCUACUGGAGGAGAACCAAAUUGCUUUUCAUUCUGAAGAUAGAGCUUUAAAUGACGAUGUUAAAGAUUAUUCCCACCAAAUAGCAGAGAUGAUAGGCCUGAGAAGUGACUCAGAUUUUUUUCAAGCUGGUGUGCAAAAUGUAUUAGAUAUUGGUUGUGGCUUUGGAAGUUUUGGGGCUCAUCUGUUAUCAAGAAACGUAAUGGCUACAUGUAUUGCGGCUUAUGAGGCAUCUGGUAGCCAAGUUCAGCUGGCCCUUGAGAGAGGUCUCCCAGCUAUCAUUGGCAACUUUAUUUCCAGGCAACUUCCAUUUCCAUCAUUAUCUUUUGAUAUGGUUCAUUGUGCUCAAUGUGGCAUUAUCUGGGAAGAAAAAGACGGGAUAUUCCUCAUUGAGGUUGACCGAAUCCUAAAGCCUGGAGGAUACUUUGUUUUGACAUCACCUUCAACCAAGCCUCAUGCAAAUUCAUUGAGUGCAAAAAGGGCAAGCAUGUUGUCUCCUAUUCAAGGUUUUGCUGAAAGACUCUGUUGGAAGCUCGUGACUCAAGAAGAUGAGACGUUCAUGUGGCAGAAAACUAUUGAUCCCCUUUGCUACUCGUCAAGGAAAUCAAAUGAUAUACCAGUUUGCAAAGGAAACUCGGAUGCUCAAUCAUAUUAUCAGCCACUUUUGCCUUGUUUAAGUGGGAAUAACAGGCGUUGGAUUCCAGUCCAGAACAAGUCUUCUGCUACUUCAUUGAGUAUCAAUGACCUCCAAGUUCAUGGAGUUGUUCCUGAAGAAUUCUUAGAGGAUCAUCAAAAUUGGAGAACAAUGACUAGAGAUUUUUGGUCAUUACUUACACCUUUAAUAUUUUCUGACCAUCCAAAGAGGCCUGGUGAUGAAGAUCCAUUACCUCCUUAUAACAUGAUAAGAAAUGUAAUGGAUAUGAAUGCCCACUUUGGAAGCUUCAAUGCUGCUGUUCUUGAUGCACAAAAAUCAGUUUGGGUGAUGAAUGUUGUGCCUGUCGGAGCACGUAAUACACUUCCUCUCCUAUUUGAUCAAGGAUUUACCGGUGUUUUUCAUGAUUGGUGUGAGCCAUUCCCAACAUAUCCUAGGACAUAUGACAUGCUUCAUGCAAACGGGCUGUUAUCGCAUAUAAUUUCAGAAAGAUGCAGCUUAACAAACUUAUUCUUGGAAAUGGAUCGCAUACUUCGUCCUGAGGGAUGGGUGAUUAUUAUAGAUAAAACGAGGCUUAUAGAGAAAGCACGAUAUUUAGCAACACAAGUCCGUUUUGAAGCAAGGGUAAUUGACCUUCAAAAUGGUAGCGACCAGAGAAUACUUUUGUGCCAAAAGCAAUUCCUGAGAAGAUGAAUCAUCCAUGAUGGAUCAAAAAUGGUAAAUUUUUUAAUAUAAAAUUAUAAUAGAUUCUUUGGUGGACUUAAUUGUCGCGGUUUUGGAAAGAAUCGACCAACAAUCUCGCGCAGCAGGUUGUAUAUUAGAAUUUGGCGAAUAGCCUGUGUCAUACUCUUCCAUUUUGAUCACGUAUGUAAGCAUGUCACUUGUUUAUUUUAUUUUUUCAUUCCAAGUUGUGUUUCUUCUUCGAUUCCUUGCAAAACACACCCUCGAAAAGGGUAAGGGAAAGAAGACUACGAUAAGGACUCUCUUCACAAAAAUCAUCAUAAUGUACACUUGUAAUUCUUCUCUUCAAUUCUUCCACUGGCUUUACAUUUGAUUUU